Fusarium subglutinans is the source of this 1065-nucleotide messenger RNA. RefSeq names its product toxD. The record is from RefSeq and is a predicted model, not a curated record. The transcript has a single exon. Bases 1 to 1065 code for a protein of 354 amino acids. Gene Ontology annotation, molecular function: oxidoreductase activity, acting on NAD(P)H. NCBI's taxonomy places the organism in Eukaryota, Fungi, Ascomycota, Sordariomycetes, Hypocreales, Nectriaceae.
AUGGCUACUACAAAUACUACGAAAGCACUCUUCAUCGACUCAAAGAACAGUCCCAAGGUCAUCGAACGACAAGGCCUCCCGAAACCAAGCAACGGAGAUUUGCUCAUCAAAGUUCUAUACUCGGGUGUUAAUCCCGCUGACAUCAAGCAUGCGAGUUUCCUAGGAAUAAACAAUACCGUCAUGGGCCAUGACUUUAGUGGUCAAGUCUUGGAAACAACAAACCCCAACUCUGUUUAUAAGCCUGGGGAUAUUGUAGCGGGAUACACGCCCGCAGGUCUUCACCAGCCUGUUCACUACGGAACUCAUCAAGCUUACAUCACAUGCCCGGAAGACAUGUUGUUUAAAGUUUCCGAUAACCUGCCUUUGCCCGAUGCAGCGAGCUUGGCUGUUGUUGCCAUGACAGCCGCCGAUGCGGCAUGCAACCUGUUUGGUUUCCCUCUCCCCACAGAGAACGAAAAGCUCGCCUACAAGGUUCCGUUUCUUCUCUGGGGAGCAACAGCUUCAGUUGGGUACUGCACCCUUCAGUUCGCCAUCGCAAGUGGCGUGUCUCCCAUUUUUGUCACUGCAAACCCGUCGCAAUUUGAGCACCUACGCUCUCUCGGAGUCAAAUACCUAUUCGACUAUAAGGACGAGAAAGUCCACGAGUCUAUUGCUAAAGCUCUGCGUGAUUUGGACUUUGACAAAUUCUUAUAUGCAUUUGAUGCAGCCGGGGCUCCUGACUCGGCCGAGCAGGUGCUGAAGGCUGUAGCAGAGGACACAGUAAUUGCAUCGACAGUGUUACGGGAUGAUAAGCGCUUCAAGAUGCCCUUUGCACAACCCAAAAUCGACUUCGUGGUGCAACCUCCCGGUACUUCUCAUCCGAUUUCCAUUCCCGCGCGACCAGCGGACUAUGCUAGAGCUUGGGAGGCUUUCAACUGGGCUAUUGAGAACUAUGGGGAGAAAUUCCGCUUGCCACCUGUCCGUGUCGUGGAAGGUACUGCUGAGGAUGCGUUGGAAGAGAUCAAGCGUUUUGUCAAGCAUGGUGGAGGGUUUUCCAAGGUUUCUAUAAAGCAACCACUAGCAUAG